Lymnaea stagnalis (great pond snail) is the source of this 611-nucleotide messenger RNA. The record is from the annotation of a GenBank genome assembly. NCBI's taxonomy places the organism in Eukaryota, Metazoa, Mollusca, Gastropoda, Lymnaeidae.
ACAACGACCUCAAGAUGUUCAGUUUUGGCGGGAAAGAUGACGCGUGUAGUGGCCAGGCUGUGAACAGAAGCCCUGCUGGCGAGUACAGACCAUCUCAAAUGGUGGGCUCGAACCCACCGCUUGCUCAUACCAUGAGCUGUUCGCCUCGGCCAUUCAACGCGUACCCACUAAACUUCGCCAGCGGUUACGAAAGAGACAGUCUCGCGAGGUACCGGCAGAGUGGUGUCCAAAAUUACAGCAAAAGUCCAAGUUCUGAUGCCAGGUCUGAUUUCCACGGACGCCCCAUUAAAUCUGAGCCGUCAGAAAAUACGUUUCUUGCCACUUCCUCACCCUCACCACAGUCCUUGCACGCGCAGGACUACCACAAGGACAUUUACCAGGCGAUAUCACCAGCCUUCCACCAUCAAGAUGCGUCACCGCGCCAGGCGGACUGCCUGGCCAAGUAUGGCUCACCAGCAGACGAUUACAGCAAAGAGCAGAGCCACCAGGAGCCCACGUACAUCACCCUGACGUCACCUCAGCGCCGCGUGGACGAAGGCCAAGGUCAGAGGGAGUUCAACUCGUGCAGGCUGAGUCACGUGACGAGGUCUCCCAACAUCAUGACGUCAUCU